This is a messenger RNA of Somion occarium, 2552 nucleotides long. The record is from the annotation of a GenBank genome assembly. Lineage: Eukaryota; Fungi; Basidiomycota; Agaricomycetes; Polyporales; Cerrenaceae.
AAGACUGGAGCCUCUGUGCCACUCUCCGUUCAUUUCUACGCAUUAGUAUGCAUCCUCAAAGGUUGUAUCCGCAGUAUAAGAAUCUCCAAUGUCGCUCCAAUCCAUCCCCUAAACGUUCUACUUCCCAUUAAUCACUCUCCUAACUUAAAAACACAAUGAGUUCUGCUACCAGCACCGUCAAGCAAGCGUUCACUUCUGUGACGCAGACCGCCAAGGUCGCUGACUUGCAGAGAGACACGAUCGAUCCUUCUGUCAAGCCAUCAAGUGGUUAUACGCACACUACCGAUCAUGGCGUACCCAUUAGCGACACCGACAACUGGUUGAAAGUGCAGGACGGUGUCUCCACGGGACCAUCUUUGCUUGAAGAUCAGAUUUCCAGAGAGAAGAUUCACCGAUUCGACCAUGAACGUAUCCCAGAGCGAGUCGUGCACGCUCGUGGUGCAGGAGCCCAUGGGUACUUUAAGGUCUACGACGACAAGGCUUCCAAGUACACUUCCGCCCCCGUCCUGACCGAUUCCUCGAGAGAGACUCCUGUCUUUGUGCGCUUUAGCACCGUACAAGGCUCCCGUGGUAGUGCUGAUACUGUUCGUGAUGUUCGAGGAUUCGCAGUCAAAUUCUACACUGAGGAGGGUAAUUGGGACUUGGUCGGUAACGACAUUCCCGUCUUCUUCAUUCAAGAUGCUAUCAAAUUUCCCGACGUCAUCCAUGCCGUUAAGCCGGAACCACAGAAUGAGGUUCCUCAGGGCCAGUCUGCUCACAACAAUUUUUGGGACUUUGUGGGUCUCCAACCAGAGUCGGCUCACAUGGUGAUGUGGGUCAUGUCAGACCGAGGCAUUCCUCGCUCGUUUCGCAUGAUGCAAGGAUUUGGUGUGAACACCUACACCUUGGUCAAUGGCGAAGGCGAACGGUUUUUUGUCAAGUUCCACUGGCUUCCUGAGCUCGGCGUUCAUAGUUUGGUGUGGGACGAGGCUCUGAAGAUCUGUGGACAAGAUCCAGACUUCCAUCGCAAGGACCUCGAAGAGGCUAUUAAGAACGGAGCCCCUCCAAAGUGGCAGUUUGCUAUCCAAACUAUCCCCGAAGCUCGCGAGCAUGACUUUGAUUUCGAUAUCCUUGAUGCUACCAAGGUCUGGCCGGAAGAGCUGGUUCCUCUGGAGGUCAUUGGCGAGAUGGUGCUCAAUCGCACCGUCGACGAAUUCUUCCCUGAAGUAGAACAAGUAGCUUUCUGCACCAGCCACAUCGUUCCCGGUAUCGGCUUCAGCGACGAUCCUCUCCUGCAGGGUAGGAACUUCUCCUACUUUGACACUCAGAUCACUCGUUUGGGUGUCAACUGGGAGGAGCUGCCUAUUAAUCGGCCAGUGUGCCCCGUCCUCAAUACCCAUCGCGAUGGUGCGAUGAGGCACAAGAUCACGUCUGGUGAAAUCAAUUAUUGGCCCAAUCGCAAAGAGCACUACAAGCCUGUUCCUCCCGAUCAAGGAGGUUACCACGAGUAUCCUCAGAAAGUUUCUGGCAUCAAGCAGCGUCUUCGUGCCCCAAAAUUCCAGGAGCAUUACAACCAAGCGCAGCUCUUCUACAACUCGUUGCAGCCUUAUGAGAAAUCCCAUCUCAUCUCAGCCAUCUCCUUUGAACUUUCUCAUUGCGACGAUCCUGUCGUGUACGAGACUUACACCCAGGUUCUGAACAACAUCGAUUUUGACCUCGCAAAACAAGUUGCCAUCAACGUCGGUGGUGUCGUUCCUGACAAGUCUGCUCGUCCAAACCACGGCAAGUCCACGCCCACGCUGUCUCAGCUUUACUAUGCCACCAAGGAGCCCACUGUCAAGUCCAGGAGAAUCACUGUUCUACUUGCUGACGGUUUCAACAUUGAGCAAGUAGAGGGCAUCCGUGUGGCACUCAAGGCAGGUGGUGCUACCACUUGGAUUAUCGGUCCUCGUCGUGGUUACGUCUACCCGGCUGGCGAGCAGGUGGGCACUGGCAAGGGUCUCUGGGCUGAUCAUCAUUAUGAGGGUCAGAGGAGUACCUUGUUCGAUGCCUUCAUCAUUCCCGGCGGUAAAGACCACGCUCAGAAAUUGGCAGAUAAUGGCCGAGCUAUACACUGGGUCCGUGAGGCGUUUGGUCAUUGCAAGGCCAUCGGUGCUAUUGGCGAAGCUGUCGCAUUCUUGCGUGAGGCCGUCAUCCUACCGGGUGUCGAUUUCGCAACGAACCCAAACAGCGACGAUGUUGUCAACUCCUACGGCGUUGUCACUGUUGGUACCGUCGAUUUGGCCAGUUUUGCUGCUGAUGCGUUCAAGAUCGCUCAGGGCCAGAAGGGCUUCAUCUCAAACUUCGCAAGUGAGGUUAGCAAGCACCGAAACUAUGAUCGAGAGUCAGAUGGCUUGACUUCGAAGGUCGCGUAUUGAGCGACUUGUCCACUCACCAUCAUAAUCAGUCCAGAGACCAUCUCAGAGUAUGUAUUGUACGAAUAGGUCAUAUGCAAAAGAAUGUAAUUGUAGCAUACUUAUGAACUUGCACAACAAAGUACGGACUAUAGAACGAUUGAAGCAAAAGUACUAGCC